GUCAUCCUCAGUCGCUUUAGCUAUGCAAUCUGCAACCACAUACUUGUGUUGUGAAAUUCACUAUUAACUUAGUACUCCAGCCAAUGCAUUACGUUUUCUGUUGAAGGCUUGAAGCACUCGGCAGACUCAACCAUCAAAAUCCUGCUGCUUUUGCCUGGGUGUCUAAGACACAGAAAGUAAGAGAGUCCAAUUUACAACGCCUUUCUCACUGGAAAUUUGAUUCACUCGAAGUUGAUAAGCGAUGUCUUCUUUGAGUGGAAAUUACUCAAGCUCAAGUGGGCAUAUGUGUACAUAUGAGACUUCUGUGCUGAAAACAAGUCUGACAGUAGAUAAUUUUGGGAGAAGGUUUUUGGGUUGUAGCCAAUAUAAGGUUGGUCCCAAGUGCCCUUUCUUUCAAUGGAUUGAUAAUCCCAUUUGUAUGCGAGGGAAUAAAGCUGCCCAUUUGGUGCAACAAAAGCUGGAUUUACUGCAAAGUGAGCUGCAACAUGCAUAUGAAAGGGAAAGAGUAGCUACCCAGACAGCAGUAGAAGCUACCCAAAUGGCAGAAAUUGCUCUAGACAGGGCAGCAAAAGCCAUUAAAAGGGAGAGAAAGUUUCGAGCUUCCUCUGUUCAAGCCAAGGAGAUAGUAGUGAGAGCUUUAGAGCAAGAGAAAAAGUGCAGAAUUGCACUAAUUCUGUCAUGGUUUUUAUUUUUUUUGUUAUGUUGUUUUCAUGUUUUGGCUCAAGUGAGAAUGUUGGAAUGCUGAGAUUGAGUCUGCUUGGUGGAUUGUAAUGUACAAGCUAGUCCUUAAUUGUAUUGUAAUAAAAUUAUGUAAGAUGGUAGAUGUUGUUGGCUUGAAGCCAC
Molecule: messenger RNA, 843 nt
Organism: Quercus robur (English oak)
Lineage: Eukaryota; Viridiplantae; Streptophyta; Magnoliopsida; Fagales; Fagaceae
Exons: 3
Coding region: 242-745 (167 amino acids)
Molecular function (GO): zinc ion binding
Source: RefSeq, a predicted model, not a curated record